AUGCCUGAGCCCAGCAAAGAGGCUGCUGAUGACCCAUUAGAUGAGAUUCACCCCCCGGAGGCACGUGACCCCGAUGGGCUCUUCAUCAGCAAACCCCAGAGCGUGCUGGUGCAGUGCGGGUACCACUGGGUGACCCUGGGUGCCAUUGCAGGCCAGGACGUGCAGGUGGUGGCGCGUGUGGACGGGUCCCAGCUGCCCUCCAAGCCCAGCAUCAAGUGGUUCAAGGGGAAGUGGCUGGAACUGGGCAGCAAGAGUGGGGCCAGGUUCCAGUUCAAGGAGAGCCUGGACAAGGAGAGCAAGGAACACACCUUCGAGCUGCUCAUCUCCAAGGUGGUGCUUGGGGACAGGGGUGACUAUCGCUGUGAGGUGACAGCCAAGGACAAGAAGGACUCGUGCUCCUUCAACAUCGACGUCGAGGCCACCCGCCCCAGUGAUGAAGACAAUGUCCUGCAGGCCUUCAAGAGGACGGGUGAUGCCAAGGACGACACUGCAGGAGAGCUGGACUUCAGUGGGCUGCUGAAGAAGAGGGAGGUGCAGGUGGAGGAGAAGAAGAAGAAGAAGGACGACGACGACGGCUUCCCCCCGGAGAUCUGGGAGCUGCUCAAGGGGGUGACCAAGAAGAGCGAGUACGAGCGCAUUGCCUUCCAGUAUGGCAUCACCGACCUGCGGGGCAUGCUCAAGCGCCUCAAGAAGGUCACUGCUGAGCCCAAGAAGAGCGAGGCGUUCGUCCGGAAGCUGGACCCCGCGUACCAGGUGGACAAGGGCAAGAAGAUCAGGUUGAUGGUGGAGCUCAGCAACCCUGACCUGCCCCUCAAGUGGUACAAGAACGGGCAGCUCAUCAAACCCAGCAACAAGUACGUGUUUGAGAACGUUGGCCUCAAGCGCAUCCUCACCAUCCACAAGUGCUCCUUGGCUGAUGAUGCUGCCUACGAGUGCAGGGUCAAUGAUGAGAUGUGUGUCACCGAGGUCUUCGUCAAGGAGCCGCCGGUCACCAUCUCCAAGGGGCUGGAUGACCAACAGGUCGUGGUGGGUGAGCGUGUGGUGCUGGAGGCUGAGGUGUCCGAGGAGGGUGCCCAUGUCAUAUGGCUCAAGGACGGGGUGGAGCUGACUCGGGAGGAGACCUUCAAGUACCGCUUCAAGAAGGACGGACGCAAACACUUCCUCAUCAUCAACGAGGCCGUCAAGGAGGACGCUGGACACUACAAGAUCAUGACCAAUGGUGGCGAGAGCGAGGCCGAUGUCAUCGUGGAUGAGAAGCAGCUGGAGGUGCUGCAGGCCAUGGCAGACCUGACGGUGCAGGCCUCGGAUCAGGCUGUGUUCAAGUGUGAGGUCUCAGAUGAGAAAGUCACUGGGCGCUGGUUCAAGAACGGGGUCGAGGUGAAGCCCAGCAAGAGGAUCCACAUCACCCACAGCGGCAGGAUCCACAAGCUGGUGAUCGAUGACGUGCGGCCUGAGGAUGAAGGGGAUUACACCUUCGUACCCGACGGCUUCGCGCUCUCCCUGUCAGCCAAGCUCAACUUCCUGGAGAUCAAGGUGGAAUACGUCCCUAAGCAAGAGCCCCCCAAGAUCCACCUGGACACGUCCAAGGGGGCGAGCGCAGAGAGCACAGUGGUGGUUGUGGCUGGGAACAAACUGCGCCUCGAGGUGCCCAUCUCGGGGGAGCCUGCGCCCGUCGUCACCUGGAGCAAGGGCGAGGAGGCGUUCACGGCGCGCGAGGGCCGCGUGCACCUGGAGGACCGUCCAGGGCUCUGCAGCUUCGUCAUCGAGAGCGCGGAGAGAGCAGAUGAGGCCAAGUAUGGGAUCCGGGUGAGCAACCCUGCGGGGGAGGACACGGCCACCAUCAUCGUCCGUGUUGUGGAUGUCCCUGACCCCCCCGAGAACGUCCGGGUCACGGCCGUGGGGGAGGACUGGGCCUCGCUGAGCUGGGACCCCCCCAAGUACGAUGGGGGGCAGCCAGUGACAGGGUACCUUCUGGAGCGCAAGAAGCAGGGCUCUCAGCGCUGGGUGAAGCUCAACUUCGAGCCCCUGCCUGGCACCACCUUCGAGUCGCAGCGGAUGCUGGAGGGUGUCCUCUAUGAGAUGCGGGUCCUGGCGGUCAAUGCCAUCGGGGUGUCCCCCCCCAGCAUGAACACGCGUCCCUUCAUGCCCAUUGCCCCCACGAGUGAGCCCACGCACCUCGUGGUCGAUGACGUCACGGACACCACGGCCACGCUCAAGUGGCGCCCCCCGGAGCACGUGGGCGCCGGCGGCAUCGACGGCUACAUCGUGGAGUACCAGCGGCAGGGGGAGGAUCACUGGACCCCAGCUCACGAGGGUCUGGUCCCUCGCUGCUCAUUGACGGCCAAGGGGCUGCCCACGGGGGAGCAGCUCCAGUUCCGCGUGUUCAGCGUUAACAUCGCGGGACGGAGCCCCCCGGCCGUGGGGCAGCACGUGACCAUCCGCGAGAUCGUGGAGCGGCCCAAGAUCCGGCUGCCCCGGCACCUGCGGCAGACCUAUGUGAGGAAGGUGGGAGAGCAGGUCAACCUGGUGAUCCCCUUCCAGGGGAAGCCCCGCCCCCAGGUCACGUGGUCCCGCGAGGGGCAGCCAUUGGGCAGCUCCGUGAACGUGCGGACGUCGACGUUCGACGCCGUGUUCUUCAUCCGCGCGGCCGCGCGCGAGGACUCGGGCACGUACCGGAUGGUGCUGCGCGUGGAGGCGCUCGAGGACGCGGCCGAACUGCGCCUGCGCAUCGUGGACCGCCCGGGCCCCCCCUGCAACGUGCGUGUGACUGAGGUGUGGGGCUUCAAUGCGGCGCUGGAGUGGGAGCCCCCCACGGAUGAUGGCAACGCCGAGGUCACCGGUUACACCGUGCAGAAGGCGGACACCAGGACCAUGGAGUGGUUCACGGUGUACGAGCACAACCGGCAGCCGCGGUGCACAGUGUCAGAGCUGGUGAUGGGCAAUGAAUACGUGUUCCGGGUGUACAGUGAGAACCAGUGUGGGCUGAGCGAGAACGCAGCACUGAGCUCCAACAGCGCCCGCAUCCCUAAAGCAGUUCUGAACCUGAAGCCCCCCCAGUUCAAGGAGCAUGACUUCCGCUCGGCCCCCCUGUUCCUGACCCCCCUCGUGGACCGCAGUGCAGUGGCUGGGUACAGCACUGCCCUCUACUGUGCCGUGCGGGGGCACCCCAAGCCCAAGGUGGAGUGGCUCAAGAACCAGAUGGUGCUGGGCCCAGACCCGCGGUUCCUGGCUCGGCACUCGCAGGGGGUGCUCACACUGCUCAUCCGCAAACCUGGGCCCUUCGAUGGCGGCGUCUAUGGCUGCCGGGCGGUCAAUGAGCUGGGGGAGGCACUGACCGAGUGCCGGCUCGAGAUACGUGAUACGCGGUGA
Molecule: messenger RNA, 3369 nt
Organism: Melopsittacus undulatus (budgerigar)
Lineage: Eukaryota; Metazoa; Chordata; Aves; Psittaciformes; Psittaculidae
Gene: MYBPC2
Product: myosin binding protein C2
Exons: 28
Coding region: 1-3369 (1122 amino acids)
Molecular function (GO): protein binding
Source: RefSeq, a predicted model, not a curated record